This is a messenger RNA of Molossus molossus (Pallas's mastiff bat), 894 nucleotides long. It is a transcript of the gene TFPI, whose product is annotated as tissue factor pathway inhibitor. The coding region runs from base 1 to 894 and encodes 297 amino acids. The record is from RefSeq and is a predicted model, not a curated record. Gene Ontology annotation, biological process: negative regulation of peptidase activity. Lineage: Eukaryota; Metazoa; Chordata; Mammalia; Chiroptera; Molossidae. The transcript has 8 exons. Gene Ontology annotation, molecular function: serine-type endopeptidase inhibitor activity. Gene Ontology annotation, cellular component: extracellular region.
AUGAAGAAAGACCAGAUCUUCUGGGCUUCUGUGUGUCUGCUGCUUGGCUGUGCCUCUGUCCCUCUCAGGGCCGACCCUGCGGAAGGUGAAGACGAUGCAGAGGCGACAGUUGCUGAGCCAGUGAUACCUGCACGUACAUUUUGUGCGUAUAAAGCGGAUUCGGGUCCAUGCAGAGCAAUGCUGAAGAGAUAUUAUUUCAAUAUUCAAACUCAACAGUGUGAAGAAUUUGUAUAUGGGGGAUGUGAAGGAAAUGAGAAUCAAUUCGAAAGUCUGGAAGAAUGCAAAAAAAUAUGUACAAGAGAUUAUUCAAUGACAGCAUCGAAAAAUGAAAAGCCAAGUUUCUGCUUUUUGGAAGAAGAUGUUGGAAUUUGUCGAGGUUAUUUUACCAGGUAUUUUUAUAACAGUCAGUCAAAGCAGUGUGAAACUUUUGUGUAUGGUGGGUGCUUCGGCAAUCUAAACAACUUCGAAUCACUGGGAGAAUGCAAGGCCACCUGUGAUCAGGAUGCAUGUAACUUGUGGCAGUUGAAGGAUGAUAAAACCCAGCUUGAUCCUGUACACAAUGACUCCUUGACACCCCAGCCUACCAAGAUAAUCAGAUCUUUAAGCUAUCACAGCCCCUACUGGUGUCUGACCCCAGCAGACAGAGGAUUGUGUAAAGCCAAUGAGAGCAGAUUCUACUACAAUUCAAAUGUUGGGAAAUGCCUCACAUUUAAUUACAGUGGAUGUGGAGGGAACGAAAACAAUUUUGUUUCUAAAAGAGCAUGUCUUAGGGCUUGUCAAAAAGCUUUCAUCAAAAGAAUACCCAGAGAAAAGUUAAUUAAAACUAAAAGAAAGAAGAAGUAUUCAGUGAUAGUAGGAUAUCAUGAUGACAGAAAUUCUACUACCAUGUUUUAG